UCUGUAUUGACAAAUGCUAUGAUUAUUAAUUGGUAAUCUAGAUUUUCUUUUUGACGCUUAGCCUAAGGCUGUCCACUGCUUCUCCUCCUCCCAUUAUUCAACCAAGUAGAUUCCUUCUAACUUCGUAUUAAACAACACAAACCCUAGACAAAAUCAUCCCAUCUCUUCUUCUUCUUCUUCUUCUUCUUCUUGAGAAUGAACCUAGAAGAAAAGGUGAGCAUGGAGUUGGUUCCACCAUCUGAGCAUCUCUGCUAUGUCCGCUGCAACUUCUGCAACACUGUUCUUGCGGUUGGGAUUCCAUGCAAGCGGUUGCUGGAUACUGUGACAGUGAAAUGUGGGCACUGCAGUAACCUAUCCUUUCUCAGCACCAGACCUCCUUUUCAAGGCCAAUGCCUCGAUCACCAAUUGUCUCUUCAGAAACAAGGUUUCUUCAGCGAUUUGAGAAAGGGCCAGUCUUCAUCAUCAUCCUCAUCCAUAUCAAGCGAGCCAUUGUCACCAAAAGCACCCUUUGUGGUAAAACCACCUGAGAAGAAACACCGGCUUCCAUCUGCUUAUAAUCGAUUUAUGAAGGAUGAGAUACAACGCAUCAAAGCUGCAAAUCCUGAGAUACCACACAGGGAAGCGUUCAGCGCAGCAGCAAAAAAUUGGGCUAGGUACAUUCCAAACUCAUCAGCUGGAUCAGUUUCUGGGAACGGCAACAGUGUUAGUAAAAAGAUUAAUGAAGUGAUGUAUGUGUGAGAAGCAAGGCAUGCAAUGGGUGGAGAGAGAUGUGGAAAGUAGAAGAGAUGUUGAUGAGCAUAUCUGCAUAUAUCUAAAUUGGCUAAUUAACUCAAACUUUUUUCAAUUACUGUGUUUUUCAUUUGGUGUCAUGUUUGAUGGCAAGUGUUUCUCUUAUUGAAUUUGAAGAACAAGUUAGCUA
Messenger RNA from Hevea brasiliensis (rubber tree), 919 nucleotides. Its product is annotated as protein CRABS CLAW-like. The coding region runs from base 196 to 738 and encodes 180 amino acids. The record is from RefSeq and is a predicted model, not a curated record. The transcript has 7 exons. Gene Ontology annotation, cellular component: nucleus. Gene Ontology annotation, biological process: floral meristem determinacy; style development; leaf development. Lineage: Eukaryota; Viridiplantae; Streptophyta; Magnoliopsida; Malpighiales; Euphorbiaceae.